Molecule: messenger RNA, 1713 nt
Organism: Cyphellophora europaea CBS 101466
Lineage: Eukaryota; Fungi; Ascomycota; Eurotiomycetes; Chaetothyriales; Cyphellophoraceae
Exons: 2
Coding region: 1-1713 (570 amino acids)
Molecular function (GO): hydrolase activity
Source: RefSeq, a predicted model, not a curated record
AUGGCGACCGACGAGACCACCUCCCGCAGCUCCAGCCAGGACCGCGCUGAGAAGUCGUCCGUAUUCUCUCACUCCUUCUCUACCACGUGGCGCAAAGCCCUCGUGUCCCUGCCGCGCAUCGUCCCGUCGGCAGUCACCUCUCACUACAUGGGCCACGAUGGGCCAAAGCCGUUCGUGCUGAAGCUGCCCUCUGGUCCGCCGCACGACCACUCCAUUCCUGUGCAUAUCUUCUUGCAAUUGCCGCCUACGGAGGACACGCCGCCGGAAUCGACGCCUUCUUCCUCCAGGGCCAGAAGCGCUGGGGGCAGUUCCCCUCGACCUGGAGGCAUUUCAGGCACUGCCACGCCAACCUCCGCCCGCGCACGGAGCGUCCAUGAGAUCGAGAAACCUCGACCCAGCAGUUCACACGGUACCCCGACCACAACCGGCGCGAACACACCGACGUCGUCAACGACACUCUCUCCCGCCGCGGCCGCUGCCCGCCGCAGUUUCGAGGCAACACCGUUAUCAUCCCCCUCUACCACCAGCAGCUCCAUCUCGCGGCCCGGACCUAAACCCAACCAGCUACACCCAACCUCGCGCCGCCAUCGCAAACCCACUCUAAGUCUGCCCGUGCUGAUCGACUUUCACGGUGGCUCCUUCAUCCUCGGCUCCCCAUCCGAGCAAGCGCCCUUCUGUGCGUACAUGGCGCAGGCACUCUCAAGUGCCCCGUCCUCCAGCAACAACGGCAGCGAGACUCCUGUCCCGAAAGAUGGCCAGGUCUCUACCUCCAUCAACGACCGCGGCCGCGGCUGCGUCGUCAUAUCCGUCGACUACCGACUAGGCCCCUACGCAACAUUCCCAGCCGCCAACGAGGAUGCCGAUGACGUAGUGCGUGCCGUGCUGGACGCCGACAGCCCAGGGGGUCGCGUGCUGCGCGAGGACAUCCGCCAGCAUGCCGCGGCCAUGGGCUUCGGCAAGCAGCGAAAAGACAAAGACAAGGAAAAAGACAAAGAGAAACGGGGGAGGAGUCCCAGUGUUGCUGCUCCUGCUAUCACCACCAAUGGUGGCGCCGAGUGGCUAGAUCUCGACACCACGCGCGUCGCCGUUAGUGGCUUCAGCUCCGGCGGCAAUCUGGCGCUCAACUGUGUGGUCGACAGCCCGCAAGACCCGAAUCAUGGCGGAAAGGAUUGGGACGCCGUGUUCCCGCGUGGUAGGUUCCGCUGGCCGCUGCCGGUCGUGUUGUUCUACCCGAGUUUUGAUGCGCGGCUGCUACCCGACGAGCGACCGAGGCCGGAGGGCUUGGAUCCGCCCACGGGGUUCUUUGCAAGGUGGAAGAUUGAAGACGAACUCAUGCCCAAAUACCUCCCCAUCUCCCGCCGCGGCGACGUGCGCGCCAGCCCUGGGCUCGCCUCCAUCAAAGACCACCUACACCCCCAGGCCAAGAUCUUUCUGGUUCUCCCCGAACUCGACAGCUUGAGCGACCAGAGUCAGCAGUGGGUGUCGAAAGUGCGUGACGCGGGCAGAGAGGAGGAUUUGGAGGUCGUCCAUGUCAAGGGCGAGAUGCAUGGCUGGACGCAGUUUCCCGAUCAGUGGAUCAAGACCGAGGAGAGUCGGAGGAGGAAAUAUGAGUGCUUUGAGAGGGCGGCGGAGUGGGUGGGGAGGUGGUGGUAUGCGGUGCCGGAGAGGGUGAGCGGGACGGUGUUUGGGGGGCUUGAUGGGGGGAAGAGGUGA